This is a messenger RNA of Priapulus caudatus, 3749 nucleotides long. RefSeq names its product dual specificity protein phosphatase 8-like. The record is from RefSeq and is a predicted model, not a curated record. Gene Ontology annotation, biological process: protein dephosphorylation; negative regulation of MAPK cascade. The coding region runs from base 480 to 2813 and encodes 777 amino acids. Gene Ontology annotation, molecular function: MAP kinase tyrosine/serine/threonine phosphatase activity; protein tyrosine/threonine phosphatase activity. Gene Ontology annotation, cellular component: cytoplasm. Lineage: Eukaryota; Metazoa; Priapulida; Priapulimorpha; Priapulimorphida; Priapulidae. The transcript is spliced from 9 exons.
UGUGUGUGUGUGUGUCUCCGUGUGUAUGUCGAGUGCCCGUUCUGUCGUGCAAAUGCUAACGUAUUGAACAUCUACGACGACGUAUACCAUCGCCAUGGCCCAUCGGAGUUCACGUCAAGUUUACAUGUAUGAGGAAUUGGUAGUGACUGUCUGAGUGACGUUCACAGAGUGAUAGAAGGAAACACAAACAUCUCGCAGUUUACUGGAUGCUAAUGGCUAAUCUAUCUGCUGCAAUGCAAUGCCAGCGAUCAACAGUCAUGGAUGCUGGCUGAAAUUCAAAGACUGGACACGCAUUGUAGUAGAAUAUAAUUAUGCAACUACGUGACUAUGGCUGGAGGAGCAGCUGUAACAAUUCAAACAUCUACUGUCAACGGUCGAUGGCAUCAUCUGCUUGUGGGAUUGCCAUUUUGAUUCAAAUUUCACGAGGUGUAUACAGCAUACCACAAUCACACCUUGAGUCGUCUCUGUGCUAGAAAGGCAUGAUGAAUUUGCACAAUAUGAUGGCCAACCAUCCAAGGUUUGGUAGCGAGGGCAGUCCUCUUGGAGUCACAGACGCUCAUCACGUUGCAGCUGUGAUAAAGUCCAGUAACACUUCGGUGCUGAUAGUAGAUAGCAGGUCAUUCUUGGAGUACAACACAUGCCACAUAGCACAUGCUAUCAACAUAUGCUGCUCUAAGCUAGUAAAGAGAAGGCUUCAACAAGACAAGAUAACUGUGAAGGAGCUAAUUUCCCAAAACUGCCAGAUGGAUGCUGUCGAGACAUCAGACAUCAUUGUAUAUGACGAGCACACAGAGAGUUUGGAUUUCAUCUCAGAGGAGAGCUUUCUUUAUGUACUGAUCUGCAAGUUGCGAAAGACCUUCAGCAGUGUGAGCCUCCUUCAAGGCGGCUUCCUGCGCUUCCAGGCAGCAUACGUACGCCUCUGUGAGAACAAGAACUCGAAAUGUGCUACGAUGACGACGCACUCACAGCCGUGCCUCCCCGUGAGCUCUAGUGGGCCAACGAAAAUUCUGCCUUUCCUGUUUCUUGGCACACACGACGAUGCCCUUAACCAGCAGGCACUCAGUGUGCUGGGUAUAUCGUAUGUGCUAAACGUAACAGGAAAUUGCAGUCGAUCUGACUUUGUACAGGAUAAUUACUUUCUGCGCAUACCAGUCAAUGAUAACUACAGUGACAAGCUGUUGCCAUGGUUUGAUAUUGCAUUCCAGUUUUUAGAUAAGGUGCAUGAGUCACAUGAGUGUGUUCUCGUGCACUGCAUGGCUGGUGUCUCCCGCUCACCAACAUUUGCCAUCGGAUACAUCAUGAAGCAUGUUCAGAUGUCAUCUGAUGAAGCCUACAGGUACGUCAAAGACAAGAGACCAGUAAUAUCACCAAAUUUCAACUUUCUGGGCCAACUGUUAGAAUGGGAACGAGUUUUGCGGAGUAGAGGGUACAAAAUCCAAUCUGGCACACCUAUGAGGAGACCAACUGUCACACCCUCAACUGCUCCAACACCCAUGGUGGAACGUCUAUCACCAUCUGGGUCUCCAGUCAGGGCCUUGGCCAAGCUAAAUUUUAAUCAGUCAAACUCUAAUGAUGAGGAUUGGAAAGAGGACAUUAAAGGUGUGAAGGCUAUUCCAACGUCGGCGCUUGACAAGAUCAGCUUCAUGCCAUGUUUGACGAGUGAGGCAGGAAUAGAGGAGUCAUCGCCCAAGCUGCAUGUGUCCUGCGGCGUGUCAGGCGGCAGCAGUGUGUGCCGUGUACGCGUCACCUGCGCCAUCGACACUCCGUCAACGUAUUCGAAGCCGAUCUCGGCGCGCAAGCCACCGCUGCCGGUGAAGCCUCUGUUGCCAGUGAAGUCGUCUGCCGUGUCGACACUACCCGAGGUAGUGAGCGCAUCUUCGCCCUGCAUCACUGCGCACCAGCCGAAGCGAUCGCUGUUCGCGAGCACGCACGACGCCAAGGACGUGGUGAUCAUUGAAGGCGCAAGGCUGCUCACAAAGCCUGCGGGUUCCGACAGGUCGCCCGUCUUUGUCUUUGGCAAGACAGUCGAGAGCAAGAAGGAGCCCGCAAGUCCCGACCACACACCGCUGUUUGUCUUCGGCAAGACGGUUGAGCGGCGUAGCGAGCGGCAGACGCCUCUCGAUUCACUGAAGGUGGCGACUGCACUUGAGCCGCACCACCCACCACGGCCCUGUAGCAUCUCUCUGUCUGUGCAGCCGGACUGGGGCCUGUGUGGUGCACAGAAGCUAAAACCUGCGACACCGCAGAGUGCGUGCCGGCAGGCGCGGAAACGUUUCGUCACGUGCUGGGAUGGCAAGCUUGAUGGCAGUGUGCCAGAAGCUGCGUUGGCCAGUCACCAUAGUGCCUCGCUCGCCCCGGAGUCGUCCAGCCAAGACGAUCAGAAUUGUGUGGCGCAAAGUGACAAGGGCGAUUUUUUAGGACACAGACUUGAGCCUUCUGGCAGAGGCUCAACGAAGUCGGCUUGCUCGACCGAUGGGCAGUCGCCAAUCUUUAUCCCGAUUAAACGCCAUUUGUCUUGUGAGUCGCAGGACUCCGGUUUGGGCCCUAGCCCAUGUCGCUGUGAAGACUGCCUCGGUUCUAGUCUGGACUCUGUCUUCGAGCUGUUCGAGGCAGAGGAGCCAUUUGUGGGUAGUGGGGGCAAGCGGGUUGGCAGAAACAGCAUGUUCUAUGUGGACACAAUCAUGACUCCUACUGAUCAAGGUAUUUUGUCGUGUCCAGAAAGUAUGACUGUUGGUGAGACGGAGUCACCGCACGUAGCAAUGCCUGAGCAUAAGAAAGUAUACAGGUCGCAUGCAACAAUUCAGGUGUUGUGAAAUAUAACUUUUAUACAAUUCAUACGAUUAGUUGUCAUGCCAAGCUGAAAAGCAUUGACUAAGUACACAUUUAACAGCAAAGUGGAUACUGGUGCUGAAGUGAUUUGCUGCUCUGUGCUAAGUUAGUGGUUGCAUAUAAUUGGUCUUAAUAGCACAAACAUCAUUUGUUGUCUGUUUCUGUGUUUGGAUGUCCUAAACACGAACAUUUAAUCGUAACCAUAUAUCUAUGAUGUGCCUAUGUAUGCCCUGGCUUGCCGAUACAGUGAUUACCUCCGCCCACGGAGUGGAGGAGGUUAUGUGAUCGCUCUCAUGUAGUGUGUUUGCGUGUUAGUCCGUUCGUGUGUUAGUGUGUUCGCGCGAUCGAUAUUAGUGCGUCGAUUCAGCAGCAAGCCAGUCAGUUAGCAGCGAGCGGCGAGCCAGCUCGUAACACAUACAUGUUACAUGGGGCGUAUGGCGUAUGUCGCUGGCAGAGGUAUGCACUCUGUGAGUGCCCUCUGUCUAGUUUGAAAUGCAAUACUUUUGCUUUGACUACUCUAUUGAGUUGACGCACAUAGUUUGAUGCUGCAACAGAUGUUAUAUGUUCGUAAUUAUGUCUAUUAUUCAAUCAUAUUAUUCUAGUCACCUGAGCCUAGUCACGCACAGUUAACGAUGUGAUCGGAAACGCUAGUGGUGACUGAUCACACCAGGUUUAUCACGUAAGUAGUUUCCUAGCAAUUCUUUGGCCUAAUUUCAACAAUUCUCACAUUAUUAACACAUUGUCUAUCACACAAAAGUUACGUUUGGCUUGGCUAGUAUAGCUGCUUGGCAUAACCAACUAGUGUUUGACACCAAUGAUAACCAUUUAAAGUAUAACCGGAAUCAGACAACCUAAAUAGGUAAAAAACAAACAUAUCUAUUGCUCCUGUGUAAAUUUAGAGGCACCUAUAAUUACCAGAA